Salvelinus fontinalis (brook trout) is the source of this 8087-nucleotide messenger RNA. It is a transcript of the gene adamts8a, whose product is annotated as ADAM metallopeptidase with thrombospondin type 1 motif, 8a. The transcript has 9 exons. Gene Ontology annotation, molecular function: metalloendopeptidase activity; zinc ion binding. Gene Ontology annotation, biological process: extracellular matrix organization; proteolysis. The record is from RefSeq and is a predicted model, not a curated record. Lineage: Eukaryota; Metazoa; Chordata; Actinopteri; Salmoniformes; Salmonidae. The coding region runs from base 326 to 3169 and encodes 947 amino acids.
CCUAUGUUUUAGAAGAGCAAGGCUGUAUAAAUACCAGAGCCACGAGAAGUCGCCGCUUAUUCAGACUGCUACAGGUCUCGAGUGCUGACCUCAACUAACUAUUAGAAUAAUUCUUUAUUUUUAGUAUAGACAACUGUUUUGCAACUCCUAUAGAUGUAUUGGUGGAUGUUUAAUUUAUAGCGCAAUUUUAUGUUGAGCACUCAAGACUGUAUGGUACCUGUCAUACGCGCUCUUCUUUAUUCAUAGCAAUUUUUCUAUUAAGAAGAAAAAAUAUCUUAUUUUACAUCGUUUCUUUGAUAGAAACGGUGCUUGUGAUAGUAAUCAAAUGGGUUCAACUUUGCAUAUCACUUUAUUAACCCUGUCCUUAAACAACGUUGUGCUGUCGGAAAUGUUCCACUCGGAGGAGACCAUACCCGUCAGAAACAGUGUGAAGACCAGCGGUCGGCUCUGGAAAAGGAGCGAGGAUCAACAGUGUUUCAGAUUGACAGCUUUCGGCCAGGACUUCACAUUGAAUUUGAUUCCGGAUGACUCGUUUGUUGCUCCAAAGUUAACCAUUCAGCACAUACAAUCGAAACAUCUGGCUGCGCUUUUCAACGGAACCAGAUCAGGGCAUUUUACCGGUGGUAUCAUCAAGACAGAAGAGAAUGGGGACGAGCUUAAGGGCUGCUUCUUCUCAGGGAAUGUGGACACCGACCAGGAAUCUGUUGUCGCGGUGAGCCUGUGCCACGGGAUGCAAGGGUUCUUCAUAGCGCAUGGGAAUGUGUAUCUAAUUCAACCCAAAGUUCUUGGCCAAGGUAAAACAGAGAGAUCACUCUUGCAGGUGCACAUUAUAAAAAGGAGAGUUUUGACCGACGUACAAAAUGUGUCCAAGACUUUCCAAGCGUUUGAUCAGGUGAAGGAUAAAAGCCGUCUGGCCACAGAUGACGGCACUGCAUAUCCUGUUGAUGAUGCUGAGAUAGCGACGGGACGGAAGCGACGGUUUGUCUCCUCUCCAAGAUAUAUCGAGACGCUGGUCGUAGCCGACGCUUCAAUGACACAUUUCUAUGGAGACGAAAUAAAGCACUACCUGCUGACUCUGAUGGCAGUGGCGGCGCGGGUCUACCGCCACCCCAGUCUGAAGAACUCAGUGAGCCUGGUGGUUGUGAAGAUGCUGGUGGUGGAGGACGAAGAUGUAGGGCCCCAGGUGUCCAGCAACGGAGGAAUGGCCCUCAGGAACUUCUGUAACUGGCAGCAGCUCUUCAACCCCUCCAGCCAGAGGCACCUGGAACACUACGAUACGGCCAUCUUAUUCACCAGACAGGACAUCUGUGGUCAGAGGAGCUGUGACACCUUGGGGGUGGCUGACGUGGGCACCAUGUGUGACCCCAAGAGAAGCUGCUCUGUGAUAGAGGAUAACGGUCUUCAGGCCGCCUACACCGUGACACACGAGCUAGGUCAUGUACUCAGCAUGCCUCAUGACGACUCUAAUAACUGUAUCAGAUGGUUCGGACACCUGGAUGGGCCACACAUGAUGGCGUCUGUGUUCUUUAGCCUCAACGAGACGUUGCCAUGGUCGCCAUGUAGCGCCCGCUAUGUCACAGAGUUCUUCGACAAUGGAUACGGUGACUGUCUGUUGGAUCCUCCAGAGCGGACUCUCCCUCUCCCUGUUGAUCCCCCUGGUGCCUCCUACAACCUGGACCGUCAGUGCCAGCAGGCCUUCGGGGAGGAGUUCACCCUGUGUCCGGACACCCCAGAAGACCAGACUUGCAGCCAGCUGUGGUGCCGGGAGGAGGGCCAGCCACACUGCACCACCCGGAACGGCAGCCUGCCCUGGGCUGAUGGCACGCUCUGCUGGGCUGGGACCAACACCACCUGUCAGGGAGGUGUCUGUGCUGCAGUGACUGAUCAGCAGAAAAGAGAGGAGCCUGUGGACGGAGGGUGGGGUGUGUGGGGCCCCUGGGGGUCGUGCUCCAGGUCAUGUGGCGGAGGGGUGGAGUUUUCCCAGAGAGAAUGCACUGAUCCCAAGCCACAGAACGGAGGAGCAUACUGUGCGGGACAGAGAGCCAAGUACCAGACUUGUCACAUACAGGCCUGCCAAGAUGAGCAUGGCAAGAGCUUCAGAGAUGAGCAGUGUGAGAAGUACAACAGCGACCGAUACCUGGACAUGCAUGGGAACAUCAAGCAGUGGAUCCCCAAGUACAACGGCGUCUCACCACGGGACAGGUGCAAACUGUUCUGCAGGGCAAGGGGCAGCAAUGAAUUCAAAGUCUUCGAGGCCAAGGUUGUUGAUGGCACCACCUGUGGCCCAGACACCACCUCCAUCUGUGUCCAGGGACAGUGCGUCAAAGCUGGCUGCGACCAGGUGAUCGGCUCCAGUGUGAAGCUGGACAAAUGUGGCGUGUGUGGGGGUGAUGGAACAAUCUGCAGGAAGAUCACUGGAUCGAUGAAUAAAGCCAUAUUCGGCUACAACGACAUUGUGACCAUUCCGGCCGGGGCCACCAACAUCGACAUCAAGCAAAAGAGCCACCGCGGGAUCAAACACGAUGGCAACUACCUGGCCUUGAAGACAGAGGUUUCCUACAUCCUGAACGGGAAUUUCUCUGUGUCCACAGCAGAGCAGGACAUCCCAGUCCUGGGCGCCGUACUCCGGUAUAGUGGUUCCUCCACCACCCUGGAGAGGCUCUUGAGUUACCAGAAGCUCCGACAGGCAGUCACUGUCCAACUCCUGUCCACAGCCGGAGACGCCUCUCCCCCUAGGGUCAAGUACACCUUUUUCCUCCCCAGGGAUGUCCCCUUCACCAAGCCCGGAGCUGAGGGUAGAGCUUCGCUACAUGCGAUUCUGCCACUAGGGGGCUCAGAGUGGGCUCUGGGGGAGUGGUCCGAGUGCUCCAAGAGCUGCGGCUCAGGUUGGUCAAGAAGGAACAUAGAGUGCCGGGACGGGGCAGGCACCCUGUCCUUCUCUUGUGAUGAGGACCUGCGGCCGGCAGACAUCCGGCCGUGUGGGGACCUGCCCUGCCCUGUCUGGCAGAUGGGUCCCUGGUCGGCAUGCUCAAGGACAUGUGGUGUGGGGGUGCGCCAUCGAAGCGUGCUGUGUAUUGACUACACCGGUAAGAUGGUGGAGCUAGGGAAAUGUAACCUCGCCAAGAGGCCAGGGGUGGUUUCUUCAGAGUGCAGCUACCAGGACUGCUGAGUCUGUGCUGAUAAAGCAGAAAGGGAAAGGGCAGUUGGUGGCAGUGGUGGGAUCCGAGCCCGAGGGAAGUAGUGUAGGAAGCUAGUUAGUUAGUCAACUAACCAAUGCACAACCCUUUCUCAACCACCACAACCAUGCUUCAGAGACAAGCAGGGAAGCUAGACUAAUCAAGAGUGGUCGGUUCACUAUAUCAACCAGAACCAAAACUGUGGUUUGGCUUGGUGGUAGAAAUAUUUCACAUUUGAUAGAUUAACUUAAUUAUUUCUAUGUUUAUUUCCUUGAUGAUGUCAUAGCUUCAAAACAACUAUUGGCGGUUUGUUUUCCAACAGAGAUCUACCUCAAAGGAUGUAAAAAUAAUCAACUAUCACUCCUUAACCUGACGUUUCUGUUUGCAUCUAGCUUAACACAUUAUCAAAAGGCACACCUUACCUUUCCACCAAUGCUGCUGAUCUGCCGCUGGAGUGGUUGAAUACCACUAUCAUUCAUUUUCGUCGGGCCACAUGCCCCCCUUUUGAACACACAUGCCCUCAAAUCAAUUCAAAGUGUACCACCUAAUCAAAUCAAGUGACAUUCAAUAUUUUAGGGAAUAAAGAAAAACUUUUUUCAUAUGAAUAGAGAGACAAUACAUCAAAUCAAAUUUAAUUUCUCACAUGUGCCAAAUACAACAGGUGUAGACCUUACAGUGAAAAGCUUACUUACAAGCCCUUAACCAACAAUGCAAUUUUAAGAAAAUACCACAACAAAAGUGAAAUAAGAAUAACAAAUAAUUAAAGAGCAGCAGUAAAUAACAAUAGCAGGGCUAUAUUCAAGGGGUACCGGUACAGAGUCAAUGUGCGGGGGCACCGGUGUCGAGGUAAUUGAGGUAAUAUGUACAUGUAGAUAGAGUUAUUAAAGUGACUAUGCAUAGAUAAUAACAGAGAGUAGCAGCAGCGUAGAAGAGGGGGGCAGGGCAGUGCAAAUAGUCUGGAGUAGCUGUCUUAUGGCUUUGGGGUAGAAGCUGUUUCGAAGCCUCUUGGACCUAGACUUGGCGCUCCGGUACUGCUUGCCGUGUGGUAGCAGAGAGAACAGUCUAUGACUAGGGUGGCUGGAGUCUUUGACAAUUUUUAGGGCCUUCCUCUGACACCACCUGGUAUAGAGGUCCUGGAUGGCAGGAGGCUUGGCCCCGGUGAUGUACUGGGCCGUACGCACUACCCUCUGUAGUGCCUUGCGGUCAGAGGCCGAGCAGUUGCCAUAGCAGGCAGUGAUGCAACCCGUCAGGAUGCUCUCGAUGGUGCUGCUGUAAAACCAUUUGAGGAUCUGAGGACCCAUACCAAAUCUUUUCAAUCUCCCGAGGGGGAAUAGGUUUUGUUGUGCUCUCUUCACGACUAUCUUGGUGUGCUUGGACCAUGUUAGUUAGUUGGUGAUGUGGACGCCAAGGAACUUGAAACUCUCAACCUGCUCCACUACAGCCCCGUCGAUGAGAAUGGGGGCGUGCUCGGUCCUCCUUUUCCUGUAGUCCACAAUCAUCGCCUUUGUCUUGAUCACGUUGAGGGAGAGGUUGUUGACCUUGCACCGCAUGGUCAGGUCUCUGACCUCCUCCCUAUAGGCUGUCUCAUCGUUUUUAGUGAUCAGGCCAACCACUGUUGUGUCAUCAGCAAACUUAAUGAUGGUGUUGGAGUCGUGCCUGGCCCUGCAGUCAUAAGUGAACAGGGAGUACAGGAGGGGACUGAGCACACACCCCUGAGGGGCCCCUGUGUUGAGGAGCCAUAUCGGAACAUCUGAAACCCUGUUCCAUUCUGUCUGUAUUUCUGGAACACUGGAGCAUGUUUUUAAUGCCAAGUCUCUGGUCACAGAGUUAAACUCACACUAUCAUAUUUCUCACAUAAAUCAGAGCUAUUUAAUCAAGUAGGGAUGAUCGAAACAAACCCACAUAACCUUUUCAAUUUGCUUGACUAUUUAUCGCUUGCUGAAAUAUGCAUAUUCAUGAUAGAAGUACUAGUUAUUAAGACUUAAUUCUAUAUCCACAGCUAGUUGGAAUGGUUUUGUGGCAUUCUUUUAAAACAAAUGUCUGUCGUGUUAAUAACAAGGAGAUUGUAUUUAUUUUCUUAACUUUGUGUUUGUUAUUAUUCUUGGCCAUGGUGAAUGCUGUAGAUAAACAUUUUAUGACUUAUGUUUAAGGAACUAACGACAAGGAAAACAAUGGAAUAUCUGUAUCUAACGUCAAACAUGUACAUGAUGCUUCAUUUGAAAUAUGCUGUCCCAGAAAAUAUGGCAUUAUGAAAGGUGAGCUGAAGAAUAAUACUUUUGAGCUCAAGUGAAACGAGCAUAGCAGCUAUUGAAAUGGUGUAAAUGUACUUUAUGAUGCCACAACCUAGAUGUCAUUCAUUCAUUUGUGUUAAAUAGCAUGUCGAAUCGCAGCUUCUUUUAGAAGUGAAAUAAGAAAUGAGAAGUUGUUUACGUAGAUAGUAGAUACACUCCUAAUGUGGUUAAAGUCUAAUCCAUACAUUCUUAGAAAAAAGUUCCAAUGGGUUCAUCAGCUGCCCCCAUGGGAGAACUCUUUUUGGUUCCAUGUAGAGGGAACCAGAUACCUUUUGGGUUCCAUGUAGAGGAACCCGAAAGGGUUGUACCUGGAAUCAAAAGGGCUCUACCUGGAACCAAAAAGGGUUCUCCAAAGGGUUCUCCUAUGUGGGUAGCCGAAUAACCAUUUUAGGUUCUAGAUGGCACCUUUAUUCUAACACUGUACAACUCAGAGUAACAGAGAAAGAGGUCAUGGUUUCCAUGUACUCUGUUAAGUAGAAAUACAAUAUGUUGUAUAUUUGAGCUAAGGGUCAUUUCCACUCUCUGGGUGGAAUGAGAACAGAAGUUUAUAAGACACAGCAACAACUGAAUCUGUUUAAUGGUCAUUUAAGUUCAUAGUUAAUUGCUACAGUUGAAGUCGGAAGUUUACAUACACUUGAGCCAAAUACAUUUAAACUCAGUUUUUCACAAUUCCUGACAUUUAAUCCGAGUAAAAAUUCCCUGCUAUGGUCAGUUAGGAUCACCACUUUAUUUUAAGAAUGUGAAAUGUCAGAAUAUUAGUAGAGAGAAUUAUUUAUUUCAGCUUUUAUUUAUUUCAUCACAUUCCCACUGGGUAAGCAGUUUACAUACUAAUUGAGUUUAUUUGGCCGCAUUGCCUUAAUAAGUUGGUUAAAUUUUGGCCCAUUCCUCCUGACAGAGCUGUUGUAACUGAGUCAGGUUUGUAGGCCUCCUUGCUCGCACAUGCCUUUUCAGUUCUGCCCACAAAUUUUCUAUGGGAUUGAGGUCAGGGUUAUGUGAUUGCCACUCCAAUACCUUGACUUUGUUGUCCUUAAGCCAUUUUGCCACCACUUUGGAAGUAUGCUUGGGGUCAUUGUCCAUUUGGAAGAUCCAUUUGCGACCAAGCUUUAACUUCCUGACAGAUGUCUUGAGAUGUUGCUUCAAUAUAUCCUCUUAAUUUUCCAUCCUCGUGAUGCCAUCUAUUUUGUGAAGUGCAUCAGUCCCUACUGCAGCAAAGCACCCCCACAACAUGAUGCUGCCACCCCUGUGCUUCAUGGUUGGGAUGGUGUUCUUUGGCUUGCAAGCCUCCCAACUUUUUCCUCCAAACAUAACAAUGGUCAUUAUGGCCAAACAGUUCUAUUUUUGUUUCAUCAGACCAGAGGACAUUUCUCCAAAGAGUACGAUCUUUAUCCCCAUGUGCAGUUGCAAACCAUAGUCUGGCUUUUUUAUGGCGGUUUUGGAGCAGUGGUUUAUUCCUUGCCGAGCGGCCUUUCAGGUUAUGCCAAUAUAGGACUUGUUUUACUGCGGACAUAGAUACUUUUGUACCUGUUUCCUCCAGCAUCUUCACAAGGUCCUUUGCUGUUGUUCUGGGAUUUAUUUGGACUUUUCGCACCAAAGUACGUUCAUCUCUAGGAGACAGAACGAGUCUCCUUCUUGAGCGGUAUGCCAGCUGUGUGGUCCCAUGGUGUUUAUACCCAUGGUGUUUAUACUAUUGUUUGUACAGAUGAACGUGGUACCUUCAAGCGUUUGGAAAUUGCUCCCAAAGGAUGAACCAGACAUGUGGAGGUCUACACUUUUUUCUGAGGUGUUGGCUGAUUUCUUUAGAUUUUCCCAUGAUGUCAAGCAAAGAUGCACUGAGUUUGAAUGUAGGCCUUGAAAUACAUCCACAGGUACACCUCCAAUUGACUCAAAUUAUGUCAAUUAGCCUAUCAGAAGCUACUAAAGCCAUGACAUCAUUUUCUGGAAUUUUCCAAGCUGUUGAAAAGCACAGUCAACUUAAUGUAUGUAAACUUCUGACCCACUGGAAUUGUGAUACAGUGAAUUAUAAGUGAAAUAUUCUGUCUGUAAACAAUUGUUGGAAAAAUGACUUGUGUCAUGCACAGGUAGAUGUCCUAACCGACUUACCAAAACUAUAGUUUGUUGACAAGAAAUUUGUGGAGUGGUUGAAAAAAGAAUUUUUAUGACUCCAACCUAAGUGUAUGUAAACUUCCGACUUCAACUGUAUAUUAAAAUUAUUAUAUUUCUGCCAGGUAAAUCCCUGAGUGUUAAAACAUCAUUGCUUUAUUUAAUUGAAGAUGCUGUUGGUGACUAAAAGGGGGGAAUUAGCUAUUAUGCCACCCCUUAUGUGUUGUUCGUUUAAAACAGCUUUGUUUUCAGAUUUCCUCUCACUAGGUAUGUAAUGAUAGAGCAUUCCAGAAUGUAUUUAAAGGAGAAAAGAUGUAGAACUGAUUUCAAAGCAUUCUAUCCCUUCAAUGAAGGUCUUUACGAUGCUAUUGUUAUAGCUUCCCUACAAAGCUAUUUAUUUUUUAAUACUUUCAGACUAAUUACUACAGUUUCAUCUUUACGUUGCUGCUGUCUGUCUUCCUGAAUUGUAAGAAAUUAGACUGAAUCAUAAUUUAACAAUAAAGAUUUCUCUUGACUGAAA